AUGGACGGGCGUUGCUGCGCGCCGGCGCGCUCGGCCUUCGUUACGCGGGUGUUCGGACACUUGAUGUCUCCGCUGGUCCUCGUGGGGUUGUCUGCGGCGAUCUGUUUCGUGUGGUGGUUCGCGUUUCCCCUGCCUUGGCGGGCCUUUCCCGCCUUCCGCUUCGCGCCGAUGAAUGCUGUGUCCAGCUUUGUGGUUCAAGGGUCCGACGCGAAUCUAACCCUAGAUGCCAGGCUGUUCACCCCGAUGAACCUCUGCGGGCUGCGACCGAAAGGAGACUCCCAAGAAAGGUGGAGGAUCGUCGAGAAGUUCCUUCCGCCUCGCUACCCUUCGCUGGCUACGCAGGCACCGCCUUCAUCGCCGUCGGCGCACGCAGCCGCGUCUCGCAGUUCGCGCGCCGUCGUUGGAGAUCUCACGAGCGACGGAGCUCGAGGUGACCGCACCGCAGCAGAGACUCGCAGACAACGCACAGAGGCCCGCGACCGUUCCGGGGACACCACCGCCCCCGAAGUCGUUGUCCGGCCUUUCAGAACUGGCGAAAGAUUCCUUUCUCUCGCGAGAUCUCCAGAUGCCGCCUAUCUCGCGCUGCGGGGAGUGGCGAGCCGGAACUUACUUACCGACGCGACCGUCGAGGAGGGCCUAGCGGCGGGCGACCGCUGGCAGCCUUCUUUCUUCCCUUCCUCUUCCUCUUCUUCCUCUUCCUCCUCUUCCUCUUCUUCCUCUUUCUCUCCUUCCUCCUCUUCCUCCUCUUCUUCCUCUUCCUCCUCUUCUCCGUUUCCUAGGUUUGCUUCUUCGCCUUCUUUGCCGCCGAUUGCGCCGCCUGCGUCGCUGUCGACUCCGUUGUCUCUGCGCGCGUUGCAGGAGGAGCCUGUGCCAGGGGUUGAUUUCCCCGCGACUCGUGCAUUUAUGAUUUACGUGCCGCAAGAGUACGACAGCGGAGGCACGGCAGAGGACCAAAUCGUCCAGGCGUUCGGUUUCGUCGAGUCCUGGCGGUUCGCCUUCGGCAUCCCCGAAAACCCCGAGAGGGAACCGCUGGUGGCAACGAGCAAACUCCGGGGAUUCACGACUGUCGACGGUCUCCAGCUGAGCAGCGGCGUCGCCGGGGCCGGGAAACGCGGCCGACUGUGGAGACCGCCUUUGCUUCGUUUCCGUGUCAGAAAGCAUGCGCCUGCACGGCUAGCCACGGGCACCGCAGACCCGAGGCCCAGUCCAGUGGGUUGGAGGCGAGGCGACACAGCCGAGGCGAGGCAGAACGCGAGUGCAGAGAGAGGAGAUGGCGAAGAGGCGAGCACGGAACUGGACGACCCCGGCCGGUCUCAGCAGGAGGCGGCAGGCGCCUCCGUCGCGUCUUCCGGCCGUUCGGCCUCUUCGCCGGAGGACCAGGCUGGGGCGCGGGGCGAAAGGAGCGGAAAUGCCGAGGCGUCUUCGGCCUCGUCCUGGGGCGUUGGGGAGACGGGAAUGCCCGAAAAAGAGAAGAACGAGCAGCGAGGCCCGCGACGCCGACUGGGAGGGGCGGGGCGCAGCGCGAGGUUGAACAGUCGCCACCAUCGCGUGGUGGAGGCUCCCGUCGUCAACGACGUCCUCUUUGUGACGGAGAUGAAGACGAGGGGGGAGAACGUUCCGUGGAUCUGCGAUGAAUUGUCGUCGUUUCCGUCGCUAGACGCGUUUCGCCAAGACCUCGUGGACCGUGUCAGCUUCGGCCUCGCCCAGAGGCGGCAGGCCGGCCGCGACGCCAAGACGCCGAAGCGCAGUCGCUUCUCGUUGCUGUCCUUCCUGUUUCCCGGAGAACACGGACGGGGGGAGACGGCGGCGACCGGGCACGAAGACGAUUCGGAGGCAGUGAAGGCGUCGAUGGAGCCCGGGCCAUUGCCGAGGCCGGACAGAGGAGUCUGGAGCAGCGGCUCGCGAGACAGGCGCUCGGCCUCUGUCUCGAAGCAACAACCGCGUCUCCCUGUGAACAGGUGCAUCGUGGUGAGACUGACGAUCGACGCCACGCAACGCAGCGACGUUUGGAGCAUUCACCCGGCGAUGCACUCGGUGAGUGCUCUGACGCAUCCGCUGCUGGAGUGGAUCCUGCGGCAGUACGACCUUGCAAUUCGAACCGACAACGACACCUUCCUGACCCCUGCGUUGUUGGGGCGCGAAAACACGCCCUGGCUCUCCCGUGUCGCACCGCCGGGGAAGUGGAAAACCGCGCACGACGUGCGGCGAACCGCACUCUCCACUCAGACAGGCAGAGAGCGAGGGCGCGAGGAGGACAAGGAAAAAGAGGCGGAACAGGCGAGAGGGAAUGACGGGGAGCGCGAGAGCCCGGCGCCUGGAGCGAACGAAGGCGACCGAGUGUCUUUCAUGCCGCGCGGAAACCGAGGAACUUCUGAGAAAAAGCCCGACGGUGUCGCGGGCUCGACGCGGAUUUUUCUGGAGCGCGGCAGCGUGGGCGAGGGGACUGUCGCUGUGGGAGCUGAGUUCCGGACGCGUCCUGGCGACGAAGAGAGAGAGACAGGCGAAGUCCGGUUCGCGUUUUUCACCGGACGCGGCGGUUACUACGACAGAAAGAAUCGACGCCUGCUGCCGGAAUAUGCAGCCAUGCUCGGCCUUCGCUACCAGAACCUGGGCUACGUCGGAAGCACGUGGUACGGCAGGCCGGCCGACAUCGUGCAGGCUGCGCGUCUCACUGUGAAGAUCGGCGAAUCGCUUCUCCACGUUGAUCCGGUCUUCCGGCGCGGAGGCGGCGAAUGGCCAUCGUGGUACCGAGGCGUGCUGCUACUCUACUCCGCGGAACUGGCCGUGAACCACCUUUUCGACAGAGAAGAUGUCUUCAUUCGCGCCGAUCUCCUCGACACUGACUCGGUCGCCCAGGUCGACUGGCGAAGUUCCCCCGCCUUGCACGUUCACUGCUGGCAUACGACGAGUUUCUUCAGCAAGUUCGCGUUCCUCAAGGGGGAUUAUCCGCUGCAGUGGUUCUACUCUUUGAACUACGACUUUUUCGACAUACGGUGGUACAGCUACACGAACGCGGCCAACGGCCGUGAACGCCGCCGCCUCCAAAUGCAGAGCAUGCGCCGCUUUCGAGAGCUGGACCUGAAAGGUCUGUCGGCGAGAGAACCUCUCAACGCACACGGCGCCCUCCUCUCGAGGCAGAACAACGCCGAGAACGCGUCUGCUGAUGCGCUGCCUUCCCCCGCAACCUCGAUGUUAAUCCCGUCUCCGUCUCGGGCGUCUUCUCCGGCGCUGGCUUCGCCGCUCGCCUCGCCAGGGGACAGACUGCCGCCCGGCGAGGCUGCGUCGGUCCUUUCGGGCCUUCGAACAGCGCCUCUCUCGUACGCGCUGGCUGCACAUCUCGCCUUUCCCUUUCAGACGUGCCUGCCUGACGCUCCGCAUCCUGUCCAGACGAAGGGCGGCGCCCAGCGAUGCUGCCCGACGCGAUGCCCCAGCGAGCGCAGCGAGAGCGCGAUAGAAGGAAGGAGUUGCUGCUCUCGUCCCGACGGCGGCCAUCGAUGCCUGGCGCCUCCGUGUUUGCAUCCGUCCGAAUUUUUAUGGCUAGUCGACGGCAUCGUCGCUCGCUCUGACGACGGGAAUCCCGAGUCUGUGCCUGAGCCUGAUCGGGGCGAGCCCGGGGAGGAUCAAGCGGAGGCGACAGGAGAAUCGGAGAGACUUCAAACGCAUCCAGCACUGCUGAGACGCGUGCAGCCGCCGACGCCGCAGGCGACGUGCCCCGCCUUCUUUCCCUUUCCCUUCGAAGGAGGCAGGCAGUGCUGCGCGACAAACAAGGACUGCGACGAAAGGCCAUUGAGACUGGAGUCUCGCUGUUGCUGGCGCGACGGCGCUCGGCGGUGCCAGGUGCCCGGCGCAACUGCAUGCGGGCCUCAUCCCGUUAUCAAGCUUCUCCCUGCUGAGAAUCCCUUUAGGGUCGGGAUGAGCGCCGCCGCCACCGCCUUUGCUCCGGCGAGGGGAAGUGCACCAUCCGCGCCGCGUUCGAGCCCACCGCUGCAUGCGUCCACAGAGCAGUUCGCGAAGGCUUUCGACGUGUUAGGCGCAGCAGCUGGGGGCGGCUCUCUGUAUGCUGUCCAAGAACAUGGCACCAGCCUCGAAGCACUUCGACAGUUCAGAUUCACGCUGCGGAAAGAAGCCUUCAUUUAG
Molecule: messenger RNA, 4137 nt
Organism: Neospora caninum
Lineage: Eukaryota; Apicomplexa; Conoidasida; Eucoccidiorida; Sarcocystidae
Exons: 7
Coding region: 1-4137 (1378 amino acids)
Source: RefSeq, a predicted model, not a curated record